GAAGACAGUUGCCCUCAGACUUUAAACAAAACAUCAACAUUUUUUUAUCAGUUUACACCAAACUUUGCCGGAUUAAUGUCGUCCAUCGUCGUCUGAUGCUCUGGUAAAGGAUUAGCAUAUGCGGUCUACUAGUGACAUUUAGUUUUAGAUCAAGGCAGCAGCUUCAGAGAGUUUAGAUAAGUAGUAGCCUACAAUGCUAAUAUCCAGUCCAGAAGUAAACGCAUGACAGUGGUGGUGAUGGUGGUGACGCCUGUUUGUUUGUUCCGUUGUUUCAUAACUACCAGGGCGCAUGGAGGAGGAAAGACAACUCCGGACUUUUCACCUGCGCGGUACAGGUGAAUUGUGCAAGAGAUUUUCACCCGGCCAGCUGGUGUACCGUUGGGAAGAGAGGGCCAGUUCUGUGCUCCAGGGUCUGAAUGAGCAGAGGCAGCAUGGGCAGCUGUGCGACGUGGUGCUGGUGGCGGAUGACCAGAGGGUGCCUGCCCAUCGAGCACUGCUGGCUGUCUCCAGUCCAUACUUCCAGGCCAUGUUCACUCUGAGCAUGCGCGAGGCCCACCAGUCGGAGGUGGAGCUAGUGGGCGCGUCCUACGAGGGCCUCAGGGCGCUGGUGGACUUCCUGUACAGCGGAGAGCUCCUAUUGGACGAGAGCAACAUCGAGCGCGUGCUGGAGACCGCCCACCUUCUGCAGGUGUGGCACGCCGUGGACUUCUGCUGCCAAUACCUGGAGACACAGGUGUGCAGUGAGAACUACCUGUACCUCCAGAAGCUGGCGCUGCUCUACAGCCUGGAGCGCCUGGACGCCUUCAUCGACCGCUUCGUGGUGGAGCACUUCUCCUCGCUCGGCGACUCGCCGCACUUCCUGCUGCACACCGGCCCGUCCAAGAUGGCUGCCUACCUCUCGGACGAGCGCCUGCACCGGCACAGCGAGCAAGCCUUGCUCCGCGUCGCCCUCCAGUGGCUGGCCCUGGCCCUGGCGCCCGGUUGGGACGACGACGACCGCACUGAGCGCGCCCGGGACCUGCUGCAGCAUGUGCGCUUCCCGCUCAUGCCCGCGGCCGCGCUGAGCAACUGGGCGCUGCCCGCCGUGCGCUCGCUACUACCCCCGGAGGCCGGCUGCGAGCCACUGCUGGAGGAGGCCCUGAGCUACCAGGCCAGCGUCAGCGCCCAGCCGCUGCUGCAGAGCCCGCGCACGCAGCUGAGGGGCGCCGCUCAGCGCCUCCUGCUGGUCGGGGGGGAGGUGUCGUGGCGCGGGGACGAGCUGAGCGCGGAGGUGUGGCGCUACGAGGACGCGCAGGACGGGGGGGGCGAGUGGGCCAACGAGAGGGAGCAUGAUCGGGAUCAAGGCCGCGAGAGGGAGAGGAAUCGAGAGCCGGAGAGAGGAUCAGGAGGCUGGGAAGUGGAGACCCAGCUGCCUGCGCGGAGGAGCCACCACUGCGUGGCCGUGCUGGGGGGGUUCAUGUUCACGGCGGGGGGCAGCACGGCCAGGGACAACGGGGGCGACACCGCCAGCAGCCUGCUCUACCGCUACGACCCCCGCAGCAGAACCUGGACACAGGGUGCGGACAUGAAAGAGCGGCGUGUGGACUUCUACCUGGGGGCGGUGGGGGACUGUCUCAUCGCGGUCGGGGGGAGGAAUGACGAGGGGGCCCUAUCGUCCGCCGAGGUGUACCACCCUGCAGAGGACUACUGGGAGUUUGUGGCCGACCUGCCCAGGUUGACCUACGGCCAUGCGGGCUGCACUCUGCACGGCCUGGUCUACAUCUCGGGGGGCCACGACAUGCAGGUGGGCCCCUAUCGCCAUGACGUCCUGACCUAUGACCCCCGGGCCGGCGCGCCCCCGGGCGACUCGUGGGCAGAGGGUCCCCCGAUGCUGGUAGCGCGCGGGUGGCACAGCAUGGCGGCGCUGGGCGAUCGAGUAUACGCGCUGGGCGGCAGCAACGACCACCAGGACAGCAGCAUGGAGCGCUUUGAUAUCCUGGAGGUGGAGUGUCUGCAGAGCGGGGGGGGCCGGGGGGGGCAGUGGACGCGCGUUGCCCCCCUCCUGAGGGCCAGCAGCGAGGCGGCCGUGGCCGUGUGGGGGGGCCACAUCUACGUGCUGGGGGGGUACAGCUGGGACACCCUCGCCUUCUCACACACCACACAGGUGUUCACCCCUCCGCGCACGUUCACACACACUGACCCACACACGCACGCUAACGCUAACGCACAGGCGCACGCAGGGGAGGCGCUAGGGCACUGGGCUCGGGGGCUGGACUUGCCCAAGCACAUCGCGGGGGCCACGGCGUGCGUGUGUCCUGUCAUGCCAUUGCUGGGGAGUGGAGUUGACGUGGCGGGGGGGGAGGGGAGAUCAGUGCGGACGGGACAGGGCAGGGGGAGGGGGAGGGGACUCCUCAGGACAGUCAGACAGGUACUGGGCAGGUGACCAGCAGCGCAUCAAGGGAUGGUGUGAAACUAAAGGAAAACUUGGCGCAUCAUAGAUGGCCUUCACUUUCUUUCUUAAUCAGUUAAAAAUUGAUGACCAUCUGUUAUGCUCCAAGUUUUUUUCUUUAUUUCUGUCAAGACGGUCCCUUCCUCACUGAGCUCAUCCGAGAUCAGAAACGCGUGGAAUUACUUCUUUCUGAUGGGGACUAAAGGAUGGCUGUUGACGUGCUGUGUGUGGACUGCCUCGAGCAUUUGCCUUAAACAACAACACCAACUACCUGUAUAUCCUCUGGAGACGGCGUGUUAAAAAUGGAUGGAGGGCCUUUUGUGUUCAAAAUGGAUGGAGGGCGUUUUGGAGGGGAAAUGUGAGAAGACUCACAGAUACAUGUAAAGGGCAGAUGAGGUGACCAAUGACUGAACUCAAUAAUCAUGAUGUGAUGAUGUGUGGUGUGGACUGACUGCGUUUGCCUUAAUCAACAAUAACAACAACAACUACUACUACCUGUGGGGUACUCAAAAAAGGUUUUUUUUUUCAGAGCAGACAGAACAAAUCAGGUUAAGCAAGUGAAACUUGGCCCCCUCGCCAAUGCGUGUGAUGUGCAUGCUGUCACCCGCAGACGACUGAAAACACUGGACAGACAGACAGACAGACAGACAGACAGACAGACAGACAGACAGACAGACAGACAGACAGACAGGAUCAUUGCAAUACCUGUCUCAGCCAUAGGUAACAAGGGCAGUCGGAGAUGGCAACCCCCCCUGGCCAAUGCUUGUGUGUGUGCGUGUGUGUGUGUGCGUGCGUGCGUGCGUGUGUUUUCCCAGGAAUGUAUGACUCAGGCGCCGGAUGCACACUGUGUAUGGACAAACAGAGUCAUUGCAGCACAUGGCCAACACCUCUCCAAGGGAGCAGGUGACUUAGUUAAACUCAUCUCAAGGUAGCAGGUGACUUAGUUAAACUCAUCUCAAGGUAGCAGUAUGUAAAAUGGCUACUUGAAGUCCAUGUUCCCGGGACACCCCCAGCUCAGCCUCCAUAGGUGGCUAUCAGCUAUGUCAGUAUAGAGUGUGGAUGGGGAAUUUGUAAACCUCGGAUGUUCGACCGUUCCUACUGUUCCUAUUGUUGCUAUGGUUCCUAGGUUAAAGUGAUACUGUCCCAUUUUUGGAAAUAAGUACAUUU
Messenger RNA from Engraulis encrasicolus (European anchovy), 3595 nucleotides. RefSeq names its product kelch-like family member 36 (gene klhl36). The record is from RefSeq and is a predicted model, not a curated record. The transcript has 9 exons. Bases 290 to 2422 code for a protein of 710 amino acids. NCBI's taxonomy places the organism in Eukaryota, Metazoa, Chordata, Actinopteri, Clupeiformes, Engraulidae. Gene Ontology annotation, molecular function: cullin family protein binding.